Molecule: messenger RNA, 1739 nt
Organism: Gavialis gangeticus (Gharial)
Lineage: Eukaryota; Metazoa; Chordata; Crocodylia; Gavialidae
Product: keratin, type I cytoskeletal 14-like
Exons: 8
Coding region: 16-1482 (488 amino acids)
Cellular component (GO): keratin filament
Molecular function (GO): structural molecule activity
Source: RefSeq, a predicted model, not a curated record
CUAUUACCCUUCAUCAUGGCCACCACUGUAAGACACUAUUCUUCUUCGACCUCCCUGAAGGGGCUGGGUGGCUUUGGUGGUGGUUCCAGCCGAGGGUCCUCAGUGCGUCUCAGUGGAGGCGCCUACAGAGCUCCAACUAUCCAUGGGGGAUCAGGUGGCUACUCGGUCUCCUCCUCUCGAAUGAUGUCUGGCUUCGGCAGUGGCCUGGGUGGUGGCUAUGGAGGGAGCUACUGUAGCAGUGUGGGAGGAGGCUUUGGUGGUGGCAGCUUUGGUGGUGGCAGCUUCGGUGGUGGCAGCUUUGGUGGUGGAUUUGGUGGUGGACUUGGCAGUGGCUUUGGUGGUGGCUCUGGCGGUGGAUUUGGCAGUGGCUUUGGUGGGCCCUUUGUGGGAGGCGAUGGCAUUCUCCCUGCUGGGGAGAAGGAAACCAUGCAGAACCUGAACGACCGCCUGGCUGCCUACCUGGACAAGGUGCGCGCUCUGGAGGAGGCCAACAGUGAGCUGGAGAUUAAGAUCAGGGACUGGUAUAAGAAGCAAGGCCCUGGUCCAGACCGUGACUACAGCCCAUAUUACAGGACCAUCGAGGAUUUGAGGAAUAAGAUCCUUUCUGCCACUGUCGACAAUGCCAACCUCCUCUUGCAGAUUGACAAUGCCAGGCUGACAGCUGAUGACUUCAGGACCAAGUUUGAAACGGAGCAGGCCCUGCGUCUGAGUGUUGAGGCUGACAUCAAUGGCUUGCGUAGAGUCCUGGAUGAGCUGACUUUGGCCAGAGCUGACCUGGAGAUGCAGCUCGAGAACCUCAGCGAAGAGCUGGCUUACCUUAAGAAGAACCACGAAGAGGAAAUGAAUGCCCUACGCAGCCAGGUCAGUGGAGAGAUCACUGUAGAGAUGGAUGCUGCUCCAGGAGUUGACCUGACCAAGAUCCUGGCUGAAAUGCGAGAACAGUACGAGCACCUGGCUGACAAGAACCGCAGAGAGGCUGAGCAGUGGUUCUUCAAGCAGACAGAAGAACUAAACAAAGAAGUUGCCAUCAACACAGAACAGCUUCAGAGCGGCAAGAGUGAGAUCAUGGAGCUCCGGCGCACCAUCCAGGGGUUGGAAAUCGAGCUUCAGUCCCAGCUCAGCACGAAAGCCGCCCUGGAAGGCACCUUGGCUGACACAGAAGCCCGCUAUGGCUCCCAGCUGGCGCAGAUCCAGGGCCUGAUCACCAGCGUGGAGGAGCAGCUGGCUGAGCUCCGGUGUGACAUGGAGCGGCAGAACCACGAGUACAAGAUCCUCCUGGAUGUCAAGUGCCGGCUGGAACAGGAGAUCGCUACAUACCGCCGCCUGCUGGAGGGCGAGGAUGUCCACAUGUCUUCACAGUACUCCUCCCAGGUUAUCAAAGAAGGACCUAAGACCACUCGUCAGGUCCGCACGAUCGUUGAGGAAGUCCAGGACGGAAAGGUGAUUUCUUCCCGUGAGCAGGUCCACCUUUCACCCCGCUAAGACCACAGGCUGCUCCAGGCCUAGGCACUUUGGAUGCAUCCGUAUCAUUAUUUUCACAGCCAAGGGAAAGACAACUCCAGGCCAUGUGCUGAAGAUGGGUGCUUCUGCCAUAAGCUUGAACAGGCCUGGAUUAUGCAGCGUGUUCAGCUCAGUUAGUGUGUUCCUUCCCAUUCUACCACUGUGUUCCUCACCCUUCUGUGAAUGCUUCGCUAUGCUCUGCCUGUAAACCCCCAAUAAAGCUUUUCACUUUGUUCAUG